AUGGAGGGUAACCCCGCGGAGCACGAUGAGGCUGUGUCUCAAUUCUGUGCUAUGACUGGAACUCCGGCAUCAGAGGCCAAGGAAUAUCUUGCUGCCAAUGGGUGGGACAUCGAAGCUGCCGUCACAGAGUUCUUUACGGAGCAGGACGAAGUCUUGGAAGAUAUGGGCACUCGUGGCGAGCGACAAAUAGGCACAGAAGGUAGUUCUGGAGCUCCUGCGGGGGGUAGAACUCUCGGGGGAGGUGCUGUACCAGCUUCAUCGUCUGCCGCAGCUGGGUCUUCAUCAUCCACCCGGCGCACAGCACCCAAGAAGAAGUUUGCAACACUGGGAGAUUUUGCGUCAGGAGGAGGCGGCGGUGGUGAUUCGUCCGAUGGAAACGAAAGCGACGACCAUGACCAUGACUUCUUCACAGGUGGUGAAAAGUCUGGACUAGCUGUGCAGAACCCGGAUGACUUGAAAAGGAAGAUCCUCGAAAAGGCCCGCAAGGCGCAGCCUCCUCCUUCGGACGACGCCGUGCCAAGGGCAUCACAUUUCACCGGAACUGCCCGCACACUCGGUGGUGACGAUACGCCAAGUCAAGUGAUUGAAAGCCCAUCAGCCCCUACUCAACAGCGUGCCCAGCGUGUUCAACGGACUCUUCAUUUCUGGGCUGAUGGAUUUUCCGUUGAUGACGGUGAACUGUUUCGAUCGGACGACCCCCGCAAUGCAGAGAUCCUGGACGGCAUUCGCCAGGGCCGCGCCCCUCUUUCCAUCAUGAAUGUUCAACCUGGGCAGGAAGUCGAUGUGGAACUCAAGCAGCAUGAAGAGAAGUACACCAAGCCCAAGCCCAAGUGGAAGCCCUUCUCGGGUUCUGGACAGCGCCUCGGCAGCCCAACUCCUGGCGUAGUGAGCCAGGCCCCCACACCUUCAUCUUCUACAGCUGCAUCAUCUGCUCAGGAGCCACCGAAGCCCACCGUGGACGAAUCACAACCUACGGUUACCCUACAAAUUCGCCUAGGAGAUGGUACGCGGUUAACAUCUCGGUUUAAUACCACCGCCACCAUUGGUGAUGUCUAUGCAUUCGUUGCUGCUGCUACCCCAGAUGGCGCAAACCGUGAGUGGGUCUUGAUGACGACCUUCCCCAGCACAGAGCUCAGGGACUGGGACGCCGUUCUUGGCGAUAUGCCGGAUUUCAAACGUGGAGGUGUCGUUGUCCAGAAGUGGAAGUAA
Messenger RNA from Penicillium griseofulvum, 1209 nucleotides. Its product is annotated as protein phosphatase regulator SHP1. NCBI's taxonomy places the organism in Eukaryota, Fungi, Ascomycota, Eurotiomycetes, Eurotiales, Aspergillaceae. The coding region runs from base 1 to 1209 and encodes 402 amino acids. The transcript has 3 exons. The record is from RefSeq and is a predicted model, not a curated record. Gene Ontology annotation, molecular function: ubiquitin binding. Gene Ontology annotation, cellular component: cytosol; nucleus. Gene Ontology annotation, biological process: autophagosome assembly; proteasome-mediated ubiquitin-dependent protein catabolic process; Golgi organization.